Molecule: messenger RNA, 4604 nt
Organism: Salvelinus fontinalis (brook trout)
Lineage: Eukaryota; Metazoa; Chordata; Actinopteri; Salmoniformes; Salmonidae
Product: caspase-3-like
Exons: 6
Coding region: 192-1046 (284 amino acids)
Biological process (GO): neuron differentiation; keratinocyte differentiation; erythrocyte differentiation
Cellular component (GO): cytoplasm
Source: RefSeq, a predicted model, not a curated record
AUUGUUUACUCCGGACGCUACUAUUGGUUGGUUGCUAACUGUUGUUUGUAACAAAGAACUAUAGGAAGACAUGCGCAUACAAUAUAUUGGCUUGAUAUAAGGGUGGCAAUUUGCACGGUCUGACCAAAACUUUACUACCAACAUUUUUAUAUAGGCACUGACAUUUCUUUGAAAUCGAUUCGCAGAAUACCAUGGCAGCAGCAAACGAGUUGAGUGCUGGGGACUGCGUUGUCGCUAGGCGGGGCGAUGGACAAGAGUCAGAGGGCCCCUGUGGUGGCUCUGGGUCUAUGCAGGUGGAUGCCACGCCUCAGUCCCAUAGCUUCAGGUACAGCCUCCGCUACCCAAGCAUUGGCCAGUGUAUCAUCAUUAACAACAAGAACUUUGACAGAAGAACAGGUAUGAAUGUACGCAAUGGCACAGAUGUGGAUGCAGGCAACGUAAUGAAGGUGUUUGGGAAACUGGGUUAUAAGGUGAAGGUUUACAAUGACCAGACAGUGGACCAGAUCAAGCAUGUUUUAACCACAGCCUCCAAGGAGGACCACAGUUGCUACGCUUCGUUUGUGUGUUGCCUGCUGAGUCACGGGGAUGAUGGCGUGUUCUUCGGGACGGAUGCCUCCAUCGAGCUCAAGAGCCUCACCAGCCUGUUCCGGGGCGACCGCUGCAACUCGCUGGUGGGCAAGCCCAAACUCUUCUUCAUCCAGGCUUGCAGAGGUACUGAUCUGGACAGGGGCAUCGAGGCAGACAGCAGUUCAGAUGGGAGUUCGACCAGGAUCCCUGUGGAAGCAGAUUUCCUCUAUGCCUACUCCACAGCUCCAGGCUACUACUCAUGGAGGAACACGCAGACUGGCUCCUGGUUUAUUCAAUCUCUGUGUGAGAUGAUUGGCAAGUACAGCAAAGAGCUGGAAGUCCAACACAUCCUGACCCGGGUCAACCACAAGGUGGCGACAGAGUUUGAGUCUGCGUCAAACUCUCCCGGCUUCGAUGCCAAGAAGCAGAUCCCCUGCAUUGUAUCAAUGCUGACCAAAGAGAUGUACUUUACACCCUGAAAGGAGAAAGGUGUGAAGAAGCUCCUCAUUUACCUGGUCCCAGAUCGGUUUUAGCUGUCUCGCCAACUCCUAUGGUCACUGUUAUAGGAGUUGGCAAGAGAGGAAAAACAGACCUGGUACCAGCAUCUGAGUGAGGGCAAUAGAUGUGUGUUUGUUUUGGUUGUGGAUUGUAUUAGCUGAAUUAAACACCACUGCUCAAUCGCUCUAGCUCAAGUUGGACUUGGUUUAAACUUGUAGGCUUAAGUAUCAUAUUUUAUGUUGGAGGUUGAAACCUCUGUCAUGCUUUCAGCCUGAUGUCAUGCACAGAGAAGUUGACUCUUCUUCAGGGUAGAGGUCAGUUCACGUUUCAAUUCCAUCAACUGAGUAAGUGUGAAAUCCUAAUUGUAAAUGUUACAUUUAAAUAACUUCCUAAAUGCACUGAUUGAUUUGAAAGUUGAAUUGACCCCAACCCUGUUUCUUACAGAAUGAUCCCUUGUGUGUAACGUUUUGGGAGUAGAUUGCAGGGGUAGUGUGUAGUAAUCAAAUCAUGGAUGUGCAACUCAUCUACAAGCACCAGCAUUUCUCCCUCAUUUUACUCAUACUGUUUUCUUUAAACAUUUUAUUUAAAAUUUUUACAAUGUCUAGAACCACACAUUUUGUUGGAUACUUGAAUGAGUAGUCAAAGUGCAUUUCUGAAGGGAUUCUGUUGCAUUUGUCUUGUGUGGGUUUAAAUUGUUGAUAUUUUUUUAAUUGCAGGAUAUUGUGUAGGUCCGUUUUAUAGUUAUUCUGUGAAAAAAACAAUCUUGUUAAAUUAAUUCUGCAGAAAUAAGGCUUGCUUGCCCUUCCGCCUUCUUUCAUGGAAUCAGUGUCUCUUUCAGUCCGCUCCAAAGUGGGUCAAUUGAAAGCUCUUCCUGACCUGAACAUAACCAAAUGCUUAUUCUGUUUGUAGGUUAGAAACAUUUGCUCCUGUCCUGGCGUAACAAAUGUAUGGUAUGUUGAUAGGAUGUGUAUGCUGAUAGUAGACAGGAUGUGUCCUCUAACUUGGCAGAGACAUUUUGUCUAUAUAUUUAAGGCCCAGUUGUAGAAGCUUAAAGGUGCACUCCAGUAGUGAUGUGUGGGUCAGCUGUUUGUUCACCCACCCGCAAUUGCUAAUAACCCAUCUGCAACCACCCAACUAUAUGUGAUAAAGUGAAAAUGCAAUAAGAUUUUCAGCGCAAAAUGUACACAUGACAUCAGUUUGACAGGAAUUAAAGCUGUGAAAAUGACCUAACAUGUUUCUGAUAAGAUUUCAGUUCAGCUGCAAGAACUGCUUAAUUCUGCAGGAGUUAUAUUUAUAUUAUAAAUAGUCAUAAUGGUGCCAGAGGAGAUGGCCUUUAACCAAUUGUGCAUUUUUGUAUGUGUUUUUUCACGUUAUUUGUAACUUAUUUUGUACAUAAUGUUUCUGCCACCGUCUAUUAUGACCGAAACGAGCUUCUAGAUAUCAGAACAGUGAUAAUUCACCUCAAACUGGACAGCCACACUGAUCCUCACCCCUGAGGGGCCCCAGUGUUGUGUGCUUAGUCCCCUCCUGUACUCCCUGUUCACGCCAUCACACGCAUGUUGAUUUUUAUCCAUCCACACCAGAUGCGAUCAGAACACACAGGUGGAAAUAUCAAAACGAAUUCUGAACCAAUUACAUUAAUUUCGGGACAGGUUAAGCAAACAUUUAUGACAAUUUAGCUAGCUUGCUGUUGCUAGCUAAUUUGUCCUGUGAUAUAAACAUUGGUUUGUUAUUUUACCUGAAAUGCACAAGGUCCUCUACCUUGACAAUUAAUCCACAGAUAAAACGGUAAACUGAGUUCUUUUUCUAGUAAUCUCUCCUACUUCAGGCUUCUUUUUCUUUGGACUUUAAAUAGUGGUUGGCAACCAACUUUAAGGUGCAUUACCACUACCAACUGGACUGGAGUGUGGACCUCACUUCAUCUUUCAAUCACCCACGUGGGUAUAUUCUCCUAAAAACCAAUGAGAUGACACGUGGGUGCAUGCUCCUAAAAACCAAUGAGGAAAUGGGAGUGGCGAGAAAGAUGUAAACCGUCAUUGCCUCUUGAUCACAUUUGUCAUACUGUAAUUGUUUUGAAUUUCACUUAGUUGGUGAGGUUCUCGAAGCUCCAACAAUUAUAGUUACAGUUUUCGGUUCCGCUUUAUGGCGCAAAAAUCAUAUUUACAUUAUAGUCAGAUAGGUAAAGCGUAACUACAGAUUAGGCACAUUGUUACAGAGUGCAAUUUAUUGUGAUAGCAGUUUACAGUUGUGUCAAUACACAUUGGGAUAUUCUCACAUUAGAUUAGCAAACAUUGUACGAUGUAGCGAUGUGUACUGUUAGGGUUCGUUCCUUUCCUCCUUGUCAAUCAUUGGUGAAAUUAGCAUUAUGACAAUAUAUUUAAUUAAAUCUUUCAAAUAACUUUAUUAAUGCAAUUGCAGACAGAAGUUGACAAUCAGGAACAUAUCACGCAUGUUUCUGAGUAAGUUCUGCAUCAAACAAAAAGUCUCAAGUUGUUUUGUUACACCCUCAGUCUAGCCUGGUGAUGUCACUACCUACGUCAUUAGCUUUUUACUCCUGAGACCAAAACCCUGCCUACCAAGCUAUAUAAACAAUGGCUUUUAGUGUUAUCCAAAACUUAGCAAUAAACAUCCACUCCCCAAAGUUGAUUUAUUGUGGAAUGUUUGACUAGUCUUAUCUCCUCCACUCCCCUGCAGAGCUUCUUCUUCACAGUCACACAUUACUAGGAGGGGCCUCUUUUUAAUGAGGCAGAGAGAGAGAAUUAGAAAACAACUGGAACAAUAUUAAAAUCUCAUAAUGUAUAUAUAUAUAUAUUGUUAAUCUGUAGUCUAGGACCCUACUAAUGUAAGGAGGGUCUUAUAACCCCUCCCCUUCUAUUAAUACAACAUAAGAAUAAUCAAUUAUUGUAAUACAUCAAACAUCUUGGUACAACCCUUUUCAUGACCCCUAGGUGAACCCGACAGUACCUACAAAGUAAUUAGGCCUACCAUGUAAAUAAAUGAUUAUAUUGUCAUUUUAAAGUAGGACCGUUUUUCAUAUUUACAUUGUCUAAUUCAAUGCAUGGAGUUUUGAUGGAUUUUUGCUAAUAACUUUUUAAUACUGUCCUUUGGUGAUAUGGUUGUCCAUAGAGAAAAAUGUAUGUAUUACCUUUGUCCAUAAGCUGUCUCUGUACAACAUGAUUACAUCAUGUCCAAUGUUCCCACAUAUUUUUUUAAUCACUGAGCAAAUUUCAGGUCUGCUGAGCGCAAACUUUAAUGUUGCGAAAAUUCUGUGCAACUUCCGGCGCGCGUUUACUGUGAACACUGUACCUGCUUUAAGUUAUUUUUAACAGUGGUCAAGUAGGCUACUGUGGCUAUUUGGUAAUAAUAUAGGCCUAACAUGCACACAGUCUAUUUUACACUGUUAGUUCUAUUGAGUGCAAUGAAAAAAUACUCUGCUCCAUUGUCAUAGAAACUGUACCAUCCUUAAUAAUUUUAUGUCCUCACAUUUUGUAUAGUCAGUACCACCUGCUGUCUACAGAAAAUAAAAGUAGUUUUUUGGA